Messenger RNA from Oryzias melastigma (Indian medaka), 2550 nucleotides. RefSeq lists its product as uncharacterized. The coding region runs from base 294 to 1793 and encodes 499 amino acids. The record is from RefSeq and is a predicted model, not a curated record. NCBI's taxonomy places the organism in Eukaryota, Metazoa, Chordata, Actinopteri, Beloniformes, Adrianichthyidae. The transcript has 10 exons.
AAGAAUACACAAAGAAGAAGGAAGUCACGUGAUUCGGAGAAAGGAUUGUUUACAGGAUAUGCUAAAGCGACCGGGCGUGGACUAGUUUUACAAUAAAACAACAAUUAAAGAAACGUUUAAUAUAAUUAAGUUAUCAUAUUUUCCCUGUAGUAUCUAAGGAGUGAUAUUUAGUUUUUCUUUUACAGUUUAAAAAUGCAUUAAAAGGCGCUCUUAGCUAGGAGGAUGCUAACCGGCUAAUAAAGCUAGCUAACGCUGAAUCCUUGAGGAACCAUUUGGACCGGAUCUUUGCUGACAUGGACGUGAGCAUAGCUGUGUCGCUGAUUCGGGGUCAGAUGGGCACCGUGGUGGAGCGAGCGGUCAACGUUGCCGUGGAGACCGUUUUGGCAGAGAUGCUUAAAGUGGUGGGAGCCAAAUUUGAGGAGCUGAAAACCCAGGUGAUGCUGAUGAAGAGAGACAUGGUGGCUCUGCAGAAGGAGAAGGUGCUGAAAGAGAAGGAAAAUGACAACAUCCGAGCCAAACUGCGAUACACGGAGCUGAAGCUGAAGUACUACCGCCAGGGUGUGGAGGAGGAACUGCAGCAGAGAGCCUCCUCCUCCACUCUGGUCCGAAUUUACCCAACUGGAUUCGCCCAAGUGCAGGGGGGAGAGGUCCUUCCCUCUGAGCCCUCCCCAUCCUGCUCGGCUCAGAGGACCCCAGAUACAGUGCUGGUGAAGAGCAGUCAAGAAUGCAGUUCUUCACAGAGCACAUGCAGGCGUGCGAGCAGAGCGUGCUGCCCGUCAGAUGCAACAUGCUCGGACUUGAUGGAAUUGCGGCAGAACGCUCCUGCAGAACCACUGGACAGCAGCGCCGCUUUCCUUCCGGAACGUGACAUCUCUCCCACGGGAGGUCCUAUUGAGGGAGAAUGGAGCAUCUCUGUGGCGUCGCACUCAGAAGGCGUGGACACCACUCCCUCCAUCCAGAGCCUGGCCACUGAUACGGAUCCUCCUCCAACAGGCAUCUCACCGUCUCCACCAGCUAACAGCUGGAGCCCCCCCUCCACUGCUACACAGGUGAAACAGGAGCUUCAUCCACAGGAGGAGGAGGAGGAAGUGAUCUGCAUCAAAGAGGAGCCAGAGGAGCAGAAGGUGAUGCAGCAGAGUUAUCCUCCACAGUCAGAGGCUCUGUUGUUGAUGUCGGAAAGGAAUAAACCUUCAACAAGCCAGAUGAACCCGAACGUCUCCGUCAGCUCAGGAGGAUCAAAUACCUACACUGCUUCUGCCUCCCUGCCCCUGGGGGUGUUGCCCCGCCAGGCGCCGCAGCCUUGGACCAAAGACCUCAGCUUCUACGACGAGUUCAAGAUCCGCAGGAACGAGCUGCGGCGGCGAAACCUGACCCGUCAGAGAGAGCUGGAGAAGGAGCUACCUCAGCCGCUGCUGGCAAAUCUGGUGCAAGAGCGCAGAGAGAAGACCAGGCUGAGGGUGGCCAGAUGGAGAGCCAAGAGGAAACUGCAGGCUUAUCUGAACCAGACUCAGGCUCAGGCAGGAGCUGCUUCUCCUUCAGGAUUUGCAGGUCAGCAGCUUUCAGCUCCAUGCGCUUCCAAGAACCAGAACGCCGGCAGCUUCCUCUACAACACGGCUGCUAACAACAUGCCGGUCAUCCUCCCCCUCAUCUCCGCCUCGUCCUCCCCCCUCAUCCUGCAAUGUCCCAGCAUGCUCCCAAAUGAGCAGAACGUGCCUUCAUCGUCCUCCUCCUCUUCCUCGUCAUACACGCAGGUCAGCCUCUCGCAAACGCAGAUGUUCAACAGCGAAUCUUGACGUUCUUCAGCACGCUAGAUUACAGGAAGCACACACGGAUUCAGAAAAAUCCAAAGGAACUUUAUUUAAAAUCGGGAGACACAAAGUUCAGUCAAAUCUGAAAAUGUUUCUUGACUGAAAUGCAAUUAUGCCAGCUUGAAGAAACGUUUGUCGGUUAAUAAUGUAAUUAAUGUUUCUGUCAGAAGUAGAUUUCAUUGGUUCCUUUUGGUGCUGCGAUUCCCAGCUGAGUCGGUGCUUUUAUUGUCUCCGUCAUCCGUUCAUUAUCUUCUGAGAGAUCGCCCCCGGCAGAGUGUAAAAGAGCAGGGCGAGGAAGAGCGCCAGGAUGAAGAGGAUAAGGGCCGUGAUGAUGUACUUCUUGUAGUUCCGCCACACCAGGUGGAAGAAACACUUGAAUGGAUUCAUGAACCAGGAGAAGGAUGUGUCCGGACGGCUGGAGGACAGGAGAAAGCGUUUUGACAUCAGCCUCAAAAAAAGAAUUUCUGCCGCUUUGACCCCAAACGUCAUGAAUCAUUAAAGACAAAUUCAGCAACUGAAAAGAAAAAUGAGACUUUUCUUACUUUGGCUUUGGAAGCGGCUCCGGCUCCUUCCUCGCUUUGCCAACUGGAUUCUUCUCAGCUUCCUCAGCUGUCACCAGGUGAAACUCCGCCUCCACUUUCCCCUGAGGAUCGACACGUUUGUCUGAAAAUGUUCUCAAUAAAACCAUGUUCAAUAAAUGUUGAAAACUGUUCAAUAAAAUGUUUUUUUCCCUGCAGAAAGA